AGCCAGUGUCUGGGAGGGAUAGGAGCCGGGAGACGGUACAAAGAAGAGUAGGGGCCACGUCCCAUUGAAGGAAGCUUGGCUCCAGGACAGCACAGCCAUGGUGCCUUGGCUCUGGGCUCUGCUGAUGGCAGCUGGGACGGGCGCCUUGGAGCCCGGCUUCCAAGCUUGCAAGAGGGCCCUGAACGUCAGCGUGCUGGAGGUGCUGCCAGGUGGGGGCUGGGACAACCUGCGCAAUGUGGAGGUGGGGCGAGUUAUGAGCCUCAACUACUCGCAGUGCCGCACCACGGAGGACGGCGAGUACCUGCUGCCGGAUGAGGUGGAGGUGGUGCCGCUCCGGGAGAGCAGAGUGGAGGUGAACGCUGAGCUGAUCGAGAACUGGCUCUCCUACACCGACGCCUUUGCCCGCUCCAUCAAUGCCGAUGUCUCCUUCCUGGGUGUCCUCAAUGGAAAGUUCUCUUCUGGGUGCCAGGAGACCAAGACCCACAAUGUCUAUGACCAGACGGUCACCACCCGGGUGCAAGUGCGGUACCACAUCUACUCGGUGAAGGUCCAGCCCGCCUUCACCCUCCACCCCAGCUUCCGGCACGAGCUCCUGGCCAUUGGCAACCAGCUGGAGAAUAACCAGAGCCAGACGGCCAGCUACCUCGCUGAGCUGCUAGUCCUGAACUAUGGCACCCAUGUCCUGACCAGGCUGGAGGCUGGAGCCAGCCUGAUCCAGGAGGACCAGAUCAAACUGACCUUCCUGCAGGACAAGGUGGCCGAGAAGGCGAGCAUCACCGCCUCAGCCUCCGCCACUUUCUUUGGCAAGGUCAACGUGGGGAUCGGCGCUGCCGCGCAGGUCCAAGACGAGCUGACCAAGAGCUAUCUGGAGAACACAGUGGACUCACGCAUCGAGAGCUGGGGCAGCGUGCCCUUCUACCCAGGCAUCACGCUCCAGAAGUGGCAGGAAGGGAUCCCCAACCACCUGGUGGCCAUCGGCAAGGCUGGCCUGCCCCUGCCCUUCUUCAUCAGCCCGGAGGCCCUGCCGGAGCUUCCAGCACCCACAGCCAAGAGGGUGGCAGCUGUAGUGGACAAAGCCAUUCGUCUUUAUUACGCCAUCAACACUCAUCCGGGCUGCGUCAAGGCCGACGCCAGCAACUUCAACUUCCAGGCCAACGUGGAUGACGGCUCGUGCCUGGGGGCCAGCACCAACUUCACCUUCGGGGGUGUCUUCCAGAAAUGUCACGGGGUGUCAGGCCUGGACGGGGAGGAGAUGUGCCAGCCGUACCGCACCCAGAACCCGCUGACGGGGGGCUUCUCCUGCCCAGCUGGCUUCACACCCAUCCCGCUGCACAGUGAGGAGCGCACGGCCAGCAAGCCCCAAGCUGAGUGCCAUGAGCAGUGCCACUCCUGCUGGCUCUUCUUCUCCUGCUGCCAUAAGGAGUGUGGCGUCCGCUACUAUUCCACCACCGUGCGCUUCACGGCCCACUGGUGCGCCGCCACCGGCCCUGUGCCUCAGGGCUCAGGCUUCCUCUUUGGGGGGCUGUACAGUGCUGGGGAGGAGAACCCGCUCACCGGGGCCCACACCUGCCCGCCCUACUUCUACCCACUCUCGCUCUUCGACGGGCUGAAGGUGUGCGUGAGCGACGACUACGAGAUGGGCGCCCGCUUUGGCCUGCCCUUUGGCGGCUUCUUCAGCUGCCAGGCUGGCAACCCCUUGGCCGGGCCCCUGAAGGGACAGAGCCCUGGGCUCCUCCAGGAUUUCUUCUACCAGGACUCUGACACCGCCUAUCCCAUGAAGUGCCCCCAGGGGUACAGCCAGCACAAAGCCUAUCUGAGUGACGGCUGCCAGAUCCUCUACUGCCUUCAGGCUGGGAGCCUCUUUGCCCAGCAGCUGGCUCCCAUCAAGCUCCCGCCCUUCCUCCGCCAGCCGUCCCCCAGUGCCAGCAUGGCCCAGACCAUCCUGGUACUGGGGGAGGGCAGCCAGGCCUGGGUGAAGCUGCAGGGCAGUGGACACUGGCGGCCAGCCAACGUCACCGAUGAGAGGGAGAUGGCCCGGCUCUUCCAGGCUCAGUCCAGCGCGGGGCCCACGGGGGGUGCUGUGGCUGGCAUCUCAGUGGCCGUGACGCUUGUCCUGGCAGCGGCUAUCGCGGGAGCUAUCUAUGGCACCCGGAGGUACAAGAACAGGGCGUAUCAGGAGGUACAACCCCCCAGCUGUCUAGCAAAAGAAGAAGGGAGCUACGGAUCCACCACAAUGUCUCUUGGGACUAGCUCAGCCUGAGAGCCCAGGAACUGGGCCAAGGACUCUCCCUGGGGUGAGGCUCACACCUCCUGGGCAUGGCAAGGCUAGGGGAGCAGUAGCUUUUAAUCACAUGAAUGUAUUAGAGUUGCAGGUUGCGCUCAGGCAGCUCUCUGAUGCACCUGGGGACGGUAGUGGCACCUUUAAGAAAAGCCUCAUCUGUCUAGAACAGCCCUAGGAACCCCCUGUCAACGGGAAGAGAGUUCCUAUGUGUGGUCAAAGGGGGGCACUGUUUCGCCCACCAAAGGGGACAAAGGAAAGUAGGUGUCUGGCAGUAAGAAAAUCUACCUCUUAAAGGGGAAGGGGCCACAUGUACAUAUGGAUCCCAGGAUUGCCAAGCCCCCAGGUUCAAAAAUCAUGAGAUUGAUUAAAAUAAUGUUUUGAGGGGUUUGUUAUUAAA
This is a messenger RNA of Chelonoidis abingdonii (Abingdon island giant tortoise), 2678 nucleotides long. Lineage: Eukaryota; Metazoa; Chordata; Testudines; Testudinidae. The record is from RefSeq and is a predicted model, not a curated record.